AUGGCUGCUUGGCGCUGCCAGAGAGCACUGCUGAGCGGUGGCAGCUGGCUGUGCCCUACAUCCAGGGGCGUGGGAAGGACCACCUCUGCCCCGGGGGCCCUCCAAGCUGUCCAGGAGAAACCUCGGACUUCGGAGGACCUCCCACGGGUCAGCAACUGGGAAAUUCUGUACAGGAUGAUAUUUCAGCGCUUCCACAACCGACUGCAUGAGUUACAGAUCUAUGAAAAGCAGCUGUAUGGGCCCAUAUACAAAUCGAUAUUCAAGUCAGUUUCAGUCAACACCCCUGAGCUCAUGGAGGAGCUCCUGAGGAAGGAUGAGAAGUUCCCCAGCAGAGGAGACAUGACGGUGUGGACAGAGUACCGGGACAUGAGGGGACUGGGCUAUGGACCUUUUACAGAAGAAGGGGAGCAGUGGUACAAGCUGAGGGUGGUGUUGAACAGACGGAUGCUUCAUCCAAAAGACUCUGCUCAGUACUCCGGGGUCAUCACCGAUGUGGUUACAGACUUUACCAAAAAGAUCAAAAACGUGCGCCACAGCAGCCCCACAGGGGAUCUUGUUCCGGACAUUGCCAACGAGCUGUAUCUGUUUUCACUAGAGGGUAUCUCCUCCAUAUUAUUUGAGACGAGGCUCGGCUGUUUGGAGAAGGAAAUCCCUGCCGGCACACGAGAGUUCAUCCAGUCCAUCGCACAGAUGUUCUCCAACAGUAUGGCCGUGGUGCUGAUGCCAAAGUGGAGCCGCCGUCUGCUUCCUUAUUGGGGGCGUUACAUCGCCGGCUGGGAGGGCAUCUUCACUUUUGCUAAAGUGUUGAUUGACAAGAAGAUGAAGGACAUUCAGCAGCAAGUGGACAAAAACGAGGACAUGAAGGGGGAGUAUCUGACGUACAUCCUCUCAAACACGGAGAUGAGCCUUAAAGACGUUUACGCCAGCAUCACUGAGCUGCUCCUGGCUGGAGUGGACACGACCUCCAACACGCUCACAUGGGCCUUGUACGAGCUGUCCAUGAACCCCCAAGUCCAGGACAAACUGUAUGAAGAAGUGUCCUCGAUGGUACCUGCAGACCAGAMCCCCACUGCUGCUCAGGUCACCCACAUGCCGUAUUUACGAGCUGUCAUCAAGGAAGCUCUCAGGAUGUACCCCGUUGUUCCUAYAAAUGCAAGGAUCAUAAAAGAACAACCGGUAACUGUUGGUGGAUAUAAGUUCCCAAAGAACACUACUUUCAACUUCUGUCACUACGCCAUGAGCCAUGAUGAGAACACCUUCCCACAGUCAAACACGUUUCAGCCCGAGAGGUGGCUCCGCGACGGCCGCCAGAGGCCCAACCCGUUUGGCUCCAUCCCCUUCGGCUUCGGGGUGAGAGGCUGCGUCGGGCGCAGGAUCGCUGAGCUGGAGAUGUAUUUGCUUCUGUUUCACCUGAUCCGUCAAUUUGAAGUGAAACCAGACCCCAAAACUGGGAAGCUAAAAAGCGUCUAUCGGACCGUUCUGGUUCCAGACAAACAACUGGACCUGCACUUUGUGGACAGAAAAUGAAGAAAAUCAGCGUCACUCAUUUUUUACACACCAGAAUGACUGAAAAGGUUGUGUAUAAAAGCUGAUUAUGUGAUAUUAUCGUUUGUUGCAGGGGAUAAUGCUCUAUUUCAUCCCUACUGACCGCCAGAGGCGGUGCUUAAAGCACUGAAUGAUCACUCUUGCGCAUGCUCAGGUCGAGAAUCUUAUACC
Austrofundulus limnaeus is the source of this 1716-nucleotide messenger RNA. RefSeq names its product sterol 26-hydroxylase, mitochondrial. The transcript has 9 exons. The record is from RefSeq and is a predicted model, not a curated record. Gene Ontology annotation, molecular function: iron ion binding; heme binding; oxidoreductase activity, acting on paired donors, with incorporation or reduction of molecular oxygen. NCBI's taxonomy places the organism in Eukaryota, Metazoa, Chordata, Actinopteri, Cyprinodontiformes, Rivulidae. Gene Ontology annotation, cellular component: mitochondrial inner membrane. The coding region runs from base 1 to 1527 and encodes 508 amino acids. Gene Ontology annotation, biological process: cellular response to peptide hormone stimulus; C21-steroid hormone biosynthetic process; cholesterol metabolic process.